Messenger RNA from Dalotia coriaria, 906 nucleotides. Its product is annotated as dnaJ-like protein 60. Lineage: Eukaryota; Metazoa; Arthropoda; Insecta; Coleoptera; Staphylinidae. The coding region runs from base 148 to 831 and encodes 227 amino acids. The record is from RefSeq and is a predicted model, not a curated record. The transcript is spliced from 6 exons.
CACUUUUUACACGAAGUAUUUACAUACAUUCGUUGUUUUCAUAACAAAAUGAUUCCAUGACAUCUUGGAACAGUCAAAAAUUGAAAUUUCAUCCAUGCACCCAUCGAAUCACCAAAAUUAAUCACGGUUUAGCAAAAUUUGCACAGAAUGAUGAAUUGCGCAGUUAUUUUCAAAAAUGCCCUUCGAUUCGGUCUGUCCAAUUUCAAACUGCGCAAUUGCAGGUCACUGCAGAGUAAAGCCAAGCAAAAUUACUAUGAAAUACUUAAUCUGAACCAAAAUUGUAGCAGCAGGGACAUCAAACGUGCUUAUAUUGAUUUAUCAAAAAAGUAUCAUCCGGAUAAAAAUGGCCAUGUUGAUUCUCAAAUGUUUCUGGACGUCUCCGAAGCUUACAGUGUACUAAGCAAAAAAGAUCUUCGACGGGAUUAUGAUUUAGUGAUGUUUCCUCGACGAAAAAUGAAACGUGAUAUGUAUUAUAACCAAGGCAUAAACGAAAUCAAAUUCAAACGAAAUCCAAUGGAUGAUCCAUCGUUUUUCCGAAACCGGGACAAGAGUAAAGAUAAAUUCUACGAAUCUAAACCAUAUUAUGGCAUCAAGGGACUGCCUCGCAUGUCGAAUUCUGUGAUUUUAGUUGCGGUGUUGUUAAUAAUGGCUGUGGGAAUGACUGCACAAGUUUUAGCAAUCCAAUAUUCUGUGACCUUUCGAAGGGAUGAAUUAAUGUACCAAUCAAAUAUGGCGAAUCGAAGUUUAGAAAAGGCUAGGCAAACCGCCGAACAAAACGGUAACCAAAUGCAACUCGCAAUUCUAGAAGAGAAAUUCCGUAGUUUAGAAUAAAUUAUCGUAGAACCAAAUUAAGCAUGUAAAUAUAUAAAUUAUUGACAUAAAAAUAAAUUCAAGUUGAUUUUCGAA